Molecule: messenger RNA, 1293 nt
Organism: Lolium rigidum
Lineage: Eukaryota; Viridiplantae; Streptophyta; Magnoliopsida; Poales; Poaceae
Product: ecotropic viral integration site 5 protein homolog
Exons: 8
Coding region: 1-1143 (380 amino acids)
Source: RefSeq, a predicted model, not a curated record
AUGGAUAAGAAGAAAGAGGUGGAUGACAUCGAACCUGGACCAUCUCAUUCCCGUUCUGUGGACAGAUUUGGUUUUAUAAAGGCGGAACAAAGUAACUCUCCUGAGGGAAUUGUGAGAAGCAGAUCCAUACAUGAACAUGAAAGGGAGGAAAGAAGGAUUAGAAAAUGGAGGAUGAUGAUAGGAGUUGGUGGUAGUGACUGGAGGCACUAUGUUACAAGAAAACCUCAUGUAGUUAAAAGAAGAAUAAGGAAAGGAAUUCCAGAUUGUCUUAGAGGACUUGUUUGGCAAUUGAUUUCAGGCAGCAGGGACCUCUUGCUAAUGAACCCUGGAGUUUAUGAGACCUUGGUCAUAUACGGGACAUCUUCAUCAGAAUUGGAAAUAAUCCGUGACAUAUCACGUACAUUUCCAUCUCACAUUUUCUUCCAACAGAGACAUGGCCCCGGUCAAAGAUCGUUGUAUAAUGUUUUGAAAGCAUACUCUGUUUAUGAUAGGGAUGUUGGAUAUGUGCAGGGAAUGGGAUUUAUUGCCGGGCUGCUUCUUCUUUAUAUGAGUGAGGAGGACGCAUUUUGGUUAAUAGUUGCUUUGCUGAAGGGAGCUGUCCAUGCACCAAUGGAAGGCUUGUAUCAGGCUGGUUUGCCGCUCGUGCAGCAAUACUUAUGUCAAUUCGAGAAUUUAGUUACAGAGCACAUGCCAAAGUUGGGACAAAACUUUCAAGAUGAAAUGAUAAACCCAAGCAUGUACGCGAGUCAAUGGUUUAUCACGGUUUUUUCGUAUUCUUUCCCAUUUCAUCUAACUCUCAGAGUUUGGGAUGUCUUCCUUUAUGAGGGUAUUAAAGUAGUGUUCCAAGUUGGACUGGCUCUAUUGCGAUUCUGCCAUGAUGACUUGGUAAAAUUGCCUUUCGAGAAACUUCUAUAUUCCUUGCGAAAUUUUCCGGAGGAGGCAACGGACCCAGAUACAUUAUUGCCACUUGCCUUUUCAUUUAAGGUGUCCAGCCGUCUGGUGGAGCUUGAGAAAGAGUACCGGAAAAGAUUGGAAGGACCCAGUGGAAGAUCAAGUAGUAAGCGUCUGCAGCCUCUCAAAUCAAAAGUAAUGAUGAGGGCUCGGAGCCACCUCUCGUCUAACUCUAAUGUUGGUAAAAAAUAACAAACAAACAUUGUGCUGUAAAGUGUGCCACCUUGUUGCAUGUACAUUGUAUACGACCAUUAUUCGUUCGUGCAUGCUUGCCGACACACAAAAGGUAUAGCUACAUUGCGAACCAACAGUUCCCGACGGGUGCUGGAAACCUGUAAAUAC